AUGUCGGUCGACGGAGUUCAUCCGAUGAAAGUGAGGAUUAUUGUGACAAAGCAUGUGCAGACCGAUGCGAGGCAGUUCAAAACGGUGGUCCAAAGCCUCACCGGAAAGGACUCGAUGGUUGCGGCGAUGGCCGACGGGCGAGCUGAGAGGGGUGGUGAUGUAGGGAGAAAGCGGCCGGCUCGGAGGGAGGUGGUGCGUAAGGAGUUGAAGGGGCUGUCCAUGGAGUUGAUGCCUUCCAUGGAUGAGUUGUCUGAGUUGUUGAGAGAAUAG
Molecule: messenger RNA, 270 nt
Organism: Elaeis guineensis (African oil palm)
Lineage: Eukaryota; Viridiplantae; Streptophyta; Magnoliopsida; Arecales; Arecaceae
Source: RefSeq, a predicted model, not a curated record